GGGCAAUUGUAUGAAACCAAACUAAUAUGCCUUACAUUGUUGCGAGCGCUUAAAGAAAAAAAUUCAGAAUUUUACUUAGGCUCCAACUUGGGUUCCAUCGGAGCAUUGGAUGAUAUAAUAAUCAGAUUUGACUAUCCUAACAUAGCUAAGAAGUUAAAACCUACACUGCUCUUAAUCCAAACAAAACAUAAAGAUAAUGUAAAGAUAAAUAAACAGAAAGAUAAAAUUAAUGAAACAAAUGUAAAAAAAGAGAACCACAUCUUCAGCGUACUGUUAUAUUUAAAAAGUUACUUUAUAAUAGUUAACAAAUUUGAUCCUGAAAGCGAGAAUCCUGUUUUCAGAGCACGUUUUGAAGAUUUAGAUUGUCAUUUUAUCAUCUAUACUUGCUAUCAUGAAAAUUUCAAAAGUAACAAUGUAAAAGAAGUUUUUGAAAAUCCUCUUUUAAAAACAACUGAUAGUGGAAAAGCUAUCAAGGUUAAUUAUGACAAUUUUAUAAAUCUUAUAGACAUCUUAGUGGAAACCUAUAGAAGAUAUCGUGCACAGUCACUAGCUGAGACCUUUAUGAAUUUUAUUUUAGAAGAUAAUUAUGUGAAUAUGAUGGCCAAUAAUCUGAUUGCAGCUUACCAUGUUUAUCUAAAAGAAAAUGUCAUAGAGAUAUCUGACACUGAUGAAUCAUACACAACAUUUAAAUUUCACAAUAAAGAUGGAGAAAUCGAACACAUUUGUAAGCAACUACUUAACUUGUUAGAUUUAGCUGAUCAUUCUACAUAUGUUGUAUAUUUAGAUGACAGUAAAAUUGGUUCUUGUAAAGAUAUAAAACAUAGUGAUAUGAAACCAUCUAGAAUUGGUGGUCUUGUUGGAAAUCUUUUAAUAUUGGACACAGCCACAAAUAUGCUUAAAAUCAACAAUGAAAACCUACCCAUCACAGCAAGAAAAAUUUUGAAGGAACUCAAAAAGGCAAAAGGUAGAAAUUUUGAUUUUUCAAAAUACCGAUUUGACAUUGAUGUACGUAAUUUCCCAAAAUUUUCAAUGAUGCAUCGUGCACAUGAUGUAAAAUUUGUUAAAACUUAUUUAGAUAAGUUAACAUUCUAUUGUCAUCAAGCUCAAGAUACAGAUCUAAAUAGAUUAGUGAAAUAUGAAUUAAAGGAUUUAUAUACAGGUAACAAUGAGUAUUUUCGAAUUAAAAUAGAUAUAUUGUUUCAAAAUUUUCACCACAGAAUCCAGAAGUGGUGGAGAAGAUUAAAUCGUAUGCCUUAUUAUACUAAAUCCAAAACUAAUAAGCUUUUGGAAAAAUGUAAAACAUCUAUUCUUGAAAACCCUCUAAUGUCAUUGGCUAACUACUUAUAUAUAAAUUCCCUUGAAAAGUACUCUAUUAAGUUCAAUAGCAAUGCAAUCAAUUCUUUAAAAUACAUAGACUUCACAAAAAAUUACUUUAUAUCGACCAAUUCCACAUCAUUUACCAGUAUCAAAUUACUUCAAUACCUAAAAGAAAAUCAUAGUGGAUCCUACAUUUUCCUAGACCUGAUUUACCUAAUGACAGAAAAUUAUUAUGAAUGCAUAGUAGAAAAUGUCACAGAAUCAAACUUAGACUUGUUGAUAUGUGUCAUCAAAAAAACAGGAAAUGAACAAAUUUUGCAAGGAAUUGAACAACUUUUGACAAAAUUCAAAGGUAAAGUAAUUGUAAUAUCAAAUCUCGAUUCACAUUUCUCAAGACCCUGUGCUGAUUUUAUUGAAACUGAAGACAACAGAAAUCAAAUGAGUGAUAUUGAGUCAUGUGAAGAAAUUUCGCAGGAUACAAACAUAUGCUUUCAAGGACAACAAAUACCAUUAGAAAAACUUUUAGGGAAGAACAUAGAUUAUAUAAGCGUUGGCAUUCUUAAAAAAAUAUUAAAUAAAGAAAUUAUUGAUGUUGGUGAAAAGAUCUCCUAUAAAAAUUACCUUCCGGUUCUUAAUUGCUACCAAACUGCUCAAAUAAAUCGUUGUAUUAAAUUAGAUACCAAAAAAACUUUGAAUAAUUUUAAUAUAAUUGAUAUGACAAAAGAUGUCAAUUUAAAAGAAAUUGAUAGUGAAAAAGAUAACUUGGUGUUCGUCUCCUCCAAAGAAGGCUCGAACGAUACUACUUAUAAACAAGACACAAACUGUAAUAUUCACGUCUUUAUUAAAAAUGAGAAGGAUCAUAUUUGGGAAAAGAGUUAUGGAAAACUGAAUAAAUUAUUCAAUAUUAUUGAGAGACUAAAACCACAGAAUGACUCCUCAGAAAUAAAUAAUUUAAAGGAUUCAAAUGAAAGAGUAAAGAUAAUUGCUGCUGAACCAGGAAUGGGAAAAUCUACACUACUCGAACAUCUCAGCAUGGCCACAAAGGCUAAAUAUGAGAAUGAAUUGAUACUAAAUAUUGUAUUGUACGAUUACAAAACAAAAUUUGAUGCAUGGGAUAAUUCAGAAUUAAGCUUAGAAGAAGUUUUGAUUUUUUUGUUUAACAUAUUUUCGACGCACUGGUCUCUUGAUCAAUCAGACAUUCAUACCAAUAGCAAAGGAUCGAAUUUAGAUACUAAUUUAAAACUAGACCUGAAUGGCGGCAAAGUGUUAUUGAAAUUCCAAAAUGAAAAUAAAAAAAAUGAGCUUGCUCUUUUAGAGUUGCUGAUUUUCAAUCAAUUCUACAAUGACGGAAAACUUUCAGUUCUACUAGAUGGAUGUGAUGAAAUUUGUCCAACCUAUUUAACUACACUCAUAAGCCUAAUAAAAAUUCUUAAUACAACAAAAAUAUCUCAUUUAUGGAUCACUACUAGAAAUUACAACAAUGUGUUAAAUAAAUUAGAAGAUACGCUAUGUUUAUUUUCUCAUAUGCUGUAUGAAUGGUCAGAUACUGUACAAUUGAAAUUUUUGAAACAAUAUUUUUCGAAAUCUUUUGAUAUAGAUCCAACUGAUUUAAAAAAAUUCAAACAUUUAGAAGGUUAUGUUGAACAGUUUCAAAAUGAAAUUUCUCAUAAAAUAAUGGACAACAUACGCAAUAAUAAAUUCACAAGUAUACCAUUACAUAUCAGCAUGAUCGCUAAAAUUUACGAGGAUUCAUUGAAGAAGGAUUUCAGAAAAGUAAUCGAAACAUGCCCAACUGUAAAUAACAUAAAGGACAUUGUUGAUAUGUUAGAUUUGACAAAACUAUACAAUAAAUUCAUAGAUGUUAAAUUUAAUGAAAUCAUGUAUGGUCAAAAGAGGCCUUGGAUCGAUCCCCAUGAUUCAGUCUUAAAAAAUUUGAAGAAUAUAGAUUAUUCAAUGUUUAUAAAAAUGCACCAAAUAUCUGCUGCAGUUGUUAUUUUCAGGCAAACGUCCAUAACAUUUCUCACUGAUCAAGAAGAAUUAUUAUUUAAAAAAUUCGCCAUUGACAUUGAAUCUAGUGAUGAGAAACACGGUAUCGUCGAUGAAAUAGUGGACGGUAAACCAAAAUUCGUACAUUAUAGCUUUGUCGAAUAUUUUGCAGCAGAGUUUUUGUGCCUCAAAUUAAAAUCAAAAACAUGUUCGGAAUCAAUUUUGAAAUUCCUAAUGGACGUUGUUUUCGUGGAAACGGAGUACCAAGGUAUCAGAAACUUUAUAGAUAGUAAACUUUAUAACGACACUGAAUCCAGUAAUUCUUACUUAUAUUAUAAUGAACAAAUUUGCGAACUUUUAUCAUUGAAAUCGAUGUAUAAUGACAAUGCAUUAUACAUAGCGAUUGAAGAAUCUUUGAAAAAUAUUAUAGUAUUCAUAUUGAAAGCAAUAAAAAAUAACGUAGUCGCAUUAAUAAAGAUCGUAACUCAUCGUAACUCCUGGAAAUGUGUAUUGUGUGCAGCAGCUGAAAAGGGAUAUCUGGAUGUGAUUAAAGAAAUUAAGGACUCUGUACGCGAAUUUGAUGAAAAUAAAGUUAUUAAAUUGUUUGAUUGCGAAGAUUCUCCAAACAAUCCUUUCAUAAUCACACUUUAUAACUGUAAAGAUAAUUUUGAACACACAAAAACUUUAGAGGCAUUGUUACAUAAUUUACGUGAUGAUGAUGUGGCCGAAUUAUUUUUAAAGCCCUACCCGCCUAUAAAUAGCAUAUGUGCCUUUAUUACCAUGGAACCAGAAACUGUUCAUUUCUGUAUGAAAUAUUUAAAGAGACUAAAUCGACAACAACGAUGGAACUUGUUAUCGGCGCAAGACGUAUGCGGCCGAACUGCGGCACAUCACGCUAUCGAUAUGUAUAGAUUUCCUUUCUUUUUAAUAAUGAAAGAUUUAUUAGAUUCCGAACAAAGCAGGCGUAUUUUCUCUACAAGAAACACGUUCGAAGAAACUGCACAUGACAUUUGGGAGAAAAAAGUCCGUGAAUUCUCUUCUAAAUGAAACACCAACUUAGUUCAAGACAAUGCUGCUAAAUGCGAUAUUCUUCGUUUUAACGGCAUUAAUUUAACCAAUAUCUAAGAAGAGCAGGCGAGGCGAAAUCAUGACCACUGGUGCCUACUACAAAGUACAUAAAUGGCAAAAAUGAAGAAAAUAUUACACAUUUAUUUUAUUA
This is a messenger RNA of Bombyx mori (domestic silkworm), 4522 nucleotides long. RefSeq lists its product as uncharacterized. Lineage: Eukaryota; Metazoa; Arthropoda; Insecta; Lepidoptera; Bombycidae. Bases 562 to 4350 code for a protein of 1262 amino acids. The record is from RefSeq and is a predicted model, not a curated record. The transcript has 2 exons.